CUUGCUAGGCGCGGGAGCCCGGCGGGAGCGUCUUCAGCCAGAGUCCCCCGUCACGUGUGUCCAAAGAAAAAAAAAAAAAAAAUUACCAAUCGCUCAAUUACACGAACGAAGAGCAAUGACUCGUAACCCCUAGGCAACCAGCGUCCCGCUAUAGGCGCCAGCCACCAAGGGGGCCAUGAAAAACGGGUCUUUUGAAGGGAAGAGUCGCCGCCACUGCCACUCAUGACCGCUCCCCGAAAGCAAACAUGAACCGCGCAGCCCUCCGGAACUAGCGCGCAAACACAACCCGUUAUAUCCACGGUCCUGACGCCGAGAAUUAUGAUCUGAUAAACAAAGCUCGAUUCGAAUUAACAUUGAAGCUGCAGGGUGUUCAUCAUCAUCAUAACAGGUAAGAUGCGUCGGCGUUGUCCCUCCCCGGGCGCGGCCCAGCAGGUGCUCCUGGUCUCCGCUGUGGUGAUGGCGCUCACCCUCUACUAUCGCGCCCCUGCCAUCGCCGUCCUCCAUAGCGCCGCCCCUGCCGCUCGCGCCGACCAAGCCCCCCCUCCCGCAAGCACUGAGGCGCCGAGAGCGAAGGCGGCGGCGAGGAAGGGCGGCAGAACUGGCAUCCGCGCAGGCUGGGACGACGAGGCGGCGGCGGACGGCGACUUCCCGAUCUCGCUGGAGCGCGACACCGGCGGGGAUUCCUUCGCCAGCAAGUUCAUGAUGGCGCUGGACUUCCUAACGAAGGAGAAGGAGCGGAAGACGAAGGCGACGACGCACCCGCCGCCUCGUCCGUCGUCUGACCGCAGCCGUACGGCCAGCACGGUGCCUUGGAACCAGGACACCGGAAAGGAGACCAAACACACCGAGGGCACGAACCCGCAGCCGGACACCAAGGCGAACACGAUUCCAGCCGCCAAGCCUGCCGUGAGUCCGGGCCCCCAGGCCCGCGCAUGCCGUGUGGCCUUCCCGCCGCUGGAUUUCUGCGAGUGCAAGAGGGAGAUCCUGGCGCAAGGGGGGGCGGCGUGCCCUGCCACUGAGGGCGAAGGAGAAACGACCCCCCGUGACCUGCUGGCAGCCUUGAACCGCACGCUCGGCUCCUCCACCUGCAGUGACGCCGCCACGCUCAGGGGUGCCAACCAAUCGGUGAUCAGCUUCUCCCUCUUCGGCGCCUUCCCCAGCGAGUACCACGACGGGGUGCCGGUGGUGGUGGCGCGGGCGGCGGAGGCGUACCCUGGAUGGGCGGUGAGGGUGUAUCACGACCUCGACCUGGCGAAGGAUCUCAGCGCAAGGGCGUGGGUGUGCUCCCUCGCCUGCAAGUUCCCUCACCUCGACUUCUGCUCCGUCGGGUCCUUGCCAGGUAUCGGUGACCUCCGCCCUACGAUCGGGACCAUCUGGCGUAUGGCGGUACUCGGCGACCCCUUCGUCCACAGGUUCGUCAUCCGGGACACCGACUCCCCGAUCCUGCAGCGGGAGGUCGACGCCGUGAAGGAGUGGGUCGACUCCGGGAAGUGUUUCCACAUCAUGCGAGACAACGCCGCGCACACCAUGCCCAUCAUGGGCGGCAUGUUCGGCGGCUGUGGCUUUUGGCAUCGCGAGGUGUUGGAACGCAUCCGGGGGACACUGUUCCGGUUCUCACGCAAGGCCAGCCACGCCAACUACUUCGACCAGGUCAACGAGGUGCGGUUCCUGUGGCCAACACUCAAGAAGAACUUCAUUGCGCACGACUCCUACCUGUGCAAUCAGUUUCCGGGCUCUCGGCCCUUCCCCACCAAGAGAGUCAACUGCACCUUCGUUGGCAUGCGGAAAUAUCGUAAGGACUUCAAGGGUGACACGGUAAAAGUGCCCUGUCCCGUGGCGUGUCGGCCCCCCAAGCACAGGGACUGGGAAUACUGUUAGUUAUAUGUGAGGUGGCUCUGUGAUCAGGAUUUUCGGUGAAGGGGUUACCUGUAUGGCAGGGUACUCUAUUCACUUUUCCGUUUUUGGCUUUAUUUAUUGCUGAAUUAUUGAUAUACACUGUUUUUAAGACUUGUAAGCAUAUAGCUAUAUUGUAUGUACUGUAUAUACAGUUUCCAAUA
This is a messenger RNA of Penaeus chinensis, 2057 nucleotides long. RefSeq lists its product as uncharacterized. The record is from RefSeq and is a predicted model, not a curated record. The transcript is spliced from 6 exons. Bases 394 to 1878 code for a protein of 494 amino acids. NCBI's taxonomy places the organism in Eukaryota, Metazoa, Arthropoda, Malacostraca, Decapoda, Penaeidae.